AUGGUGAGUUUUGCUGACGAUAACUGGUUCCGAGGGCUGAUCUGUUCCCUUGCUGCGUUUGCGAUGAUAAUGAUCGGCUACGCCUCGUACUACGGAUUCCUCAAAUCAAGAUGGCCAGAUUUUGAUGCUUACUAUGACGGAGAAGACGAAGAAUUCGAAGCAAACCAAAAGAAGAUUGAAAGUUACAAAAGCCAAGCUGAAUCUGAGACGGCCUCAACGCAGGAUCAAUGCAUCGAAGAAAAAGAAAAAGAGUCAAUCAAUGAACACGCGUUCUAG
This is a messenger RNA of Oikopleura dioica, 276 nucleotides long. NCBI's taxonomy places the organism in Eukaryota, Metazoa, Chordata, Appendicularia, Copelata, Oikopleuridae. The record is from the annotation of a GenBank genome assembly.